This is a messenger RNA of Spea bombifrons (plains spadefoot toad), 1296 nucleotides long. It is a transcript of the gene B3GALT6, whose product is annotated as beta-1,3-galactosyltransferase 6. Lineage: Eukaryota; Metazoa; Chordata; Amphibia; Anura; Pelobatidae. The coding region runs from base 169 to 1194 and encodes 341 amino acids. Gene Ontology annotation, cellular component: membrane. Gene Ontology annotation, molecular function: UDP-galactosyltransferase activity. Gene Ontology annotation, biological process: glycosaminoglycan biosynthetic process. The record is from RefSeq and is a predicted model, not a curated record. The transcript has a single exon.
AGGCCGCAUCUCGGCAACGUUGCUCACGUGACCCGCGGGGGGCGUUCCUUGCGCGCGGUUGUCAAACGGAUCGCGCGGUAGCGCGGGAAAUCCGACGAUCACACGGGGAGGGGGCGCGGUGAUGACGGCCAAUAGGACACGGCACUAGGCCGCCGGUGAGAAGCUGCAAUGAACGUGGUACGGUUGGUGUGUCGCCACAAGACGGCGCUGGGCCUGGCCGCCCUGUUCAUUUUCGCCGUAGUGCUUCUCUACCUGGCCAAAUGCACCUCGGAGAGCCUAAAACCCGUGGGGCCCCGGGGGCUCCCUCACCAGCAGCCACCGCAGUCCCGUCACUCGCAGCAGCAGCCUCACCCCGUGGGGCCGCUAGAGAAGAGCGUCUCGGCCUUCCUGGCGGUGCUGAUCGUCAGCGGGCACAAGAACGCGGAGCGGCGGAGCAUCAUCCGCAGCACGUGGCUGUCCGCGGCGCCCCGGGCCGGGGAGCUCUGGUGCCGCUUCGUGCUGGGGACCGCGGGGCUGAGCGAGGAGGAGGCCGCCUCGCUGGAGAUGGAGCAGCAGAGACACGGGGACCUGCUACUGCUGCCUGAGCUCCGGGACUCCUAUGAGAACCUGACGGCCAAGCUGCUGCACAUGUACGUGUGGCUGGACCGCCACGUCCACUACAAGUUCGUGCUGAAGGCCGACGACGACACGUUCGCCCGGCUGGACCUGCUGCUGGACGAGCUGAGGCCCAAGGAGCCCCGCAGGCUGUACUGGGGCUUCUUCUCGGGCCGCGGGAGGGUCAAGUCGGCCGGGAAGUGGAAGGAGAGCGCCUGGGUGCUGUGCGACUACUACCUGCCCUACGCCCUGGGCGGGGGGUACGUGCUCUCCUGGGACCUGGUCAGGUACCUGAGCCUCAGCAAGGACUUCCUGGCCCACUGGCAGAGCGAGGACGUGUCCCUGGGGGUCUGGCUGGCGCCCCUCGAGGUUAACCGGGUGCACGACCCGCGCUUCGACACGGAGUACAAGUCUCGGGGCUGCAGCAACAAGUACCUGGUGACCCACAAGCAGAGCAUCGAGGACAUGCUGGAGAAGCACCAGACCCUGGCCAAGGAGGGCAAGCUGUGCAAGGAGGAGGUGAAGCUCAGGCUGUCCUACGUGUAUGACUGGGGGGUGCCCCCAUCCCAGUGCUGCCAGAGGAAGGAUGGCAUCCCCUGAGCCCCCCAUGGUGCCCACAUCUAUCCGUGUGCCAGAGGAUGCCCCCCAGGGGGCAGGAGGCUCUGGUUCUUGGGUUUGUUGGCACUUUGGACUCUGGACUCC